Molecule: messenger RNA, 1659 nt
Organism: Aspergillus ochraceoroseus IBT 24754
Lineage: Eukaryota; Fungi; Ascomycota; Eurotiomycetes; Eurotiales; Aspergillaceae
Product: putative MFS transporter
Exons: 7
Coding region: 90-1652 (520 amino acids)
Biological process (GO): transmembrane transport
Molecular function (GO): transmembrane transporter activity
Source: RefSeq, a predicted model, not a curated record
CGUCGUGCUGUCGUGCAAGGUUCUUUCUUGCGCACCCAGCCUAGGUCAAUUGAGUCAAGUGUUUGCACAUAUCGGUAUCCCCGGUCACAAUGGACGCGGAAAAAUCGACUUUCAAGUCAUCAACUGCAGAUGUCCCCGGAGACUCUCUCAAGCCAUCUUUGGACGAGCGGUCCGGUUCCGAAUCCGAUGCUGCGGAGCGACCACCACCACCGUUGCUGGCGAAAUUGAUCGCCGUGCUGUUGAUCUCAUGCAUUAGCUUUGGAUCGCACUGGAGCUCUGGGGUCACCGGUGCUAUGAAAAGCACCAUAAAGAAGAAAAUGCAUAUAGACAACGUUCAGUUUUCGCUUCUGGAAGCGAGUGAGGAUUUCAUGGCUACGGUUCUGCUUCUGAUCAGCGGUGUUGUUACUGAUCGCGUGGGAGGCGCUGGCAUGAUUGUCUACGGAAAUAUUGUAUAUACAAUCGGCUCCAUCCUCGUCGCCGCCGCAGCCACAGUGCGCUCCUUCAAGUUUAUGGUCGGCGGCAGGGUGAUUCUCUCGCUGGGGGACAUUUCCACCCAGGUUGCGCAGUACAAAAUGUUCUCCUCGUGGUUUCCGCCCAGUAACGGGUUUGCAUCUACACUUGGCUUUGAGCUCGCGAUAGGUAAAAUUGGAGGCUUUGUGGGAAAAUCCACCGCGAACGUGAUCGCAAAGAAAACGGGUAACUUUGCCUGGGUUUUUUGGAUAUCAGUGUUCAUGAACAUAUUCACCAAUGUUGCGACCGUGGUAUUCUGGUUUUUCACCAGGUACUGCAACCGCCGAUAUAGUGGCCGGCGCGAUACUGCCACCCAGGAGCAACUCACGGAGAAGAACAAAAAAUUCGAAUUCCAGAAGAUGCUGCAGCUGCCAUGGACUUACUGGAGCGUGCUUGCCUUUUCACUGUUCCAGACCAGUGCGGCCUUGGUCUUCAGCCAGAAUGCCACGGAGCUGGCUGAGCAGCGCUUCGACGUCGACUCGAUCAAGGCAGGGUGGUAUAGCUCCUUGUCACAGUAUGCAGGCUUUUUCCUCGUUCCCUGCCUCGGUGUUUUUAUUGAUAUUCUCGGCAAUCGAGCCUCCGUCUUAUUUACCUGUGGCCUGGGUAUAUUCCUCAGUAUGGUUUUGGUGAAUUUUGCGCCGUCCAAGGCCGGGACGGGCGCAGCGUUUGGCAUUUACGCGAUUGCUUCUUCGCUGGGCCCUACCUCGAUCAUUGACAGCAUCCGUACCACCCUCUGGCACCAGUCUGUCUUUGGCUCAGCGUAUGCAUUGAAAGUCACCAUGAACAACGCGAUGAAUAUCAUCAUUCGUAUUGUUACGGGUGCCCUCCAGGAUGCGGAUCACAACUCCUAUCGCCGGGUGGUCCAGGUGUACCUCUUCCUUGCUGCGGUGGCGGUCGCUGUUGGCUUAGCGAUCUUAAUCGGGUCUUAUGUCUUUGACGAGCUUUCCAUCAUACAGUGGACCCGGAAGAAGCGAUUGGCCUCGGGGGCGGAAAUCAUCCAGGAGCUGAAGGAGAAGAAUCUCGUCACCCAUCCGGAACGUACUCGACGCACCGCAAUGGCGGGCUUCGCAUUCAUUAUGCUCCUGGUAGCUGGCGGAUGGGUGGCGUAUAUCUGGGGUGCCGUUACGGGUCACAAUUCUUGAUAGUAGC